Molecule: messenger RNA, 1491 nt
Organism: Nestor notabilis (Kea)
Lineage: Eukaryota; Metazoa; Chordata; Aves; Psittaciformes; Psittacidae
Gene: ADCK2
Product: aarF domain containing kinase 2
Exons: 8
Biological process (GO): protein phosphorylation
Cellular component (GO): mitochondrion
Molecular function (GO): protein kinase activity; ATP binding
Source: RefSeq, a predicted model, not a curated record
AGGGCGGCCGAGGCCGCCGGCCCUACCUGUGUGAAGCUGGGCCAGUGGGCCAGCACGCGGAGGGACCUCUUUUCCGAGGCCUUCUGCGAUGAGCUUUCGAAGCUGCACGUCGAGGUGAGCCCACACCCGUGGGGCCACACUGACGAGCUCCUAAGGAAGGCCUUUGGUGAGGACUGGAUGGGCAUCCUCAAGUUCCAAAGCCGGGAGCCGGUCGGCUCAGGCUGUGUCGCCCAGGUGUAUAAAGCCUAUGCUGACCUCACGGCAAUCGCCGGCUCCCAGGCCAAGGAGCUAGCGCAACACUUGGAGUUCAGGACUGCUUUUGAAGCGUGGGAAGCGUCAGGCUUUAGAGGCCUCCUCAGGUGGCUGAGGAAGAGGAAGAGUGAGCAGAUGUGGGAUGAGAGGAGCAGGGAUGAGCUCAGCCCAGCAGACGGCUCCCGGAGAAGUCCUGAGAGUGGGAUGUCCCUUAUGGAGUGGAUUGCCAAACCACUCCUGAAUGCACAUCCUUCAUCAGCCAGACAUCUCAUGCCUGUAGCCAUUAAAGUCCUGCACCCUGGGCUGGUCCACCAAGUCCAGAUGGAUCUGUUUCUCAUGAAGCUGGGUAGCCACAUCAUUGGACUUCUCCCUGGAUUCAAGUGGCUCAGUUUGACAGAGAUUGUGGAGGAGUUUGAGAAGCUCAUGAUUCAGCAGAUUGACUUACGCUAUGAAGCCAGAAAUCUGGAGCGCUUCCGACAAAAUUUCCUAGAUGUCAAUUUUGUGAAGUUUCCAACUCCCCUUUGGCCUCUGGUAACAGCAGAUGUUCUAGUGGAAACAUUUGAGGAGAGCGAGCCUAUUUCACACUACCUGCAUGCAGAGAUUGCCACAGAGCUGAGGCAGAGACUUGCAAAGAUGGGCAUGGACAUGCUGCUAAAGAUGGUCUUUGUUGACAACUUUGUCCAUGCUGACCUGCACCCUGGGAACAUCCUGGUUCAAGGCACGGCCCACGUCAGCACCAGCUUCAAGGAGCAGGCAGCCAUCGUGGACUUGUGUGACACGCUCGUGGUGGAAGUGCAGCCGCCCCUCAGGCAGCUCUGCCUGGUGCUCCUUGACGCAGGGAUUGUGGCAGAGCUGCAGAGUGCUGACAUGAGGAACUUCAGGGCAGUUUUCACAGCUGUGGUCCAGGGCCAGGGGGAGAGAGUGGCAGAGCUGAUCCUUCAUCAUGCCCGUGCUAACCAGUGCCAGGAUAUCGAGCGAUUCAAAGCUGAGAUGGCAGAACUAGUGACCAAGGUGCGGGGGAACACCAUUGCCUUGGGAAAGCUUCAGGUGGGAAAUCUGCUGUCAAAUGUCUUCAAACUGUUGAUGACCCAUAAGGUGAAGCUCGAGAGCAAUUUUGCUUCCAUCAUCUUUGCCAUCAUGGUUCUGGAAGGACUUGGUCGUUCACUGGAUCCUGAACUGGACAUUCUAGAGGCAGCCAAACCACUGCUCAUCAAAACUGCAGCUUCUGUUCUCAAAUAG